AGAAGAACAGAACUUCCUGUUUUCGUGCCGUCUCCUCCGCGGCAGCUUGAAGCUGCUCGGGUGAGGAGAGGAGAGAGAGGAGCUCUACCAGCGGGCAGGGAGAGAGAGAGAGCGUGGUGAGGAAUCCCAGCAGCCCCAGGAGAGUGAGAGCCGGACCGGCUGGACCCCCGGAGGAGGACCCGAAAGUGAACCACGUUGCCACGGGAGAGGCCUCACUUCAGGGCUGCAGUAUGUUCACUACAGUGAAGGCCUUCGAGGGGCAGCAAUACUCCACCCUGAAGAGGCAGUGCUUGCAGAGUGGCCUGCUCUUUGAGGACCCCCGCUUCCCUACCUUUGACAACUCGCUCUUUUACCAGGGCAACAGGAUCGGACGUGUGGUCUGGAAGAGGCCUCGGGAGCUGUGUGAGGACCCUCACCUGUUUGUAGAUGGCAUCAGCGCACACGAUUUACAUCAGGGACAGCUGGGUAACUGCUGGUUUGUUGCGGCAUGCUCCAGCCUGGCUUCCAGAGAGUCUCUGUGGCAAAAAGUUAUUCCCGACUGGAAGGAGCAGGAGUGGGAUACAGAGAAGCCAGAAUCGUAUGCUGGGAUUUUCCACUUCCGCUUCUGGCGCUUUGGUGAGUGGGUGGAUGUGGUGAUUGAUGACCGGCUACCGACGGUGGACAACCAGCUGGUCUACUGCCACUCCAACGACAGCAACGAGUUCUGGAGUGCCCUGGUGGAAAAGGCCUAUGCCAAGGUUUAUGGCUGCUACGAGGCUUUGGAUGGGGGAAACACGGCUGAUGCAUUGGUAGAUUUCACGGGUGGUGUGUCAGAGCCUGUGGACCUGCUGGAGGGUAAGAUGGCAACAGACGAAGUGGCCCGAAACCAGCUGUUUGAAAGAGUUCUCAAAGUCCACAACAGAGACGGUCUCAUCAGCUGCUCCAUCAGGGCAACCACAAUAGAGGACAUGGAGGCACGGCUGGACUGUGGCCUGGUUAAAGGCCACGCCUACGCCGUGACAGAUGUACGGAAAGUGCGGCUAGGUCACGGACUGCUGGCCUUCUUCAAAUCAGAGAAGCUGCAGAUGAUCCGCAUGAGGAACCCCUGGGGAGAGAAGGAGUGGAGCGGCCCCUGGAGCGACAGUUCAGAGGAGUGGAACAAGGUGAGCAAGAGCGAGAGAGAAAAGCUGGGUGUCACCGUGCAGGACGACGGCGAGUUCUGGAUGACGUUUGACGACUUCUGCCAGUACUUCACUGACCUGAUCCUGUGCCGCCUCAUCAACACCUCCUACCUGAGCAUCCACAAAACCUGGGAGGAGGAGGUUAUGAGGGGCUCCUGGGUCCACCGCAAUGACCCCCUUCGCAACCGGUCCGGAGGCUGCAUCAACCACAAGGCUACCUUCCUGCAGAACCCUCAGUACGUGUUUGAUGUGAAGAAGGUGGAGGACGAGGUGCUGAUCUGCUUACAGCAAAAAGAAAAGAGAGCCACACCCAAAGACGGAAAAGGGGAAAACCUCGCCAUAGGCUUUGAUAUUCACCGGGUGGAGCUAAAUCGUAAGUACCGUAUGCACUCAGCCCAGCAGAAAGUAGCGGGAUCCAUCUACAUCAACUCGCGCUGCGUCUUCCUCAGGAAGGAGUUGCAGGAGGGCCGUUAUGUCAUCAUUCCCACAACCUUUGACCCCGGGCAGCAGGGCGACUUCCUGCUCCGUGUCUUCACCGAUGUGCCUUCAGACUGCAAAGAGCUGACUCUGGACGAGCCUCCUCAGACAUGUUGGACGGGGAUGUGUGGCUACCCUCAGCUGGUCACUCAGGUCCAUGUACUAAAUGCUGAUGGUCUGCAGGGACAGGAAUCCAAUGGAGCUGUAAAUCCGUACGUGAUCAUCACCUGUGAAGGAGAGAAGGUCCGUUCACCAGUUUAUAAGGACACACGGUGCCCAAACUUUGACAUCAAAGGCCUGUUCUACCGCAAGAAACCCAAGGAGGGCAUCCACAUCGAGAUCUACAACAAGAACAUAAUUGUGGACACCUUCCUGGGUCAGGUGAUUCUGUUCAGCGAUCCCAACGAGCGCCAGGAGCAGCACACGCUUCACCUCCGCGACAAGGGCAACCGCCAGGACAGCGACCUCCCGGGCACGCUCACUGUGCGCCUCAUCACCUCGACCACGCUCACUAACAUCUGAUGCGACCCUUUAUAUAAUUGUGAAGAGUAACACUCAAGGUGGUGUUCAAUCAUACCCGCCGUUGUCUGCCAUUGAUCCUCCAACCACGACGGGAGCUCACUGUGUCCUUUUCUUUUCUUCUGCCGCUUGCGGCGCGCUCUUUGUGUCUCUUAUUGUUUCCCUAUUUUCUUUUGCUUCAGCAUUUAAAUUCAGCUUUGUUACCAGGGUUUUUGAAGGCCUAUACCUACAUAUAUUCCUGGAUGAAAAGUGUCCAUCGACAAUGUUUGGGGUUUGCAUUUAAUACCUUUGAACACAUUCCUGCCAAAAUUGUCCCAUUAUUUAAUGUUUGCUUCAGAAAUGUGUUCUCAAAGUAGUUUUCAUUGCAGGUUUUGUAGCGAGAAUCUCUAUCAAUAACUAAGGUACAGUUGAACUGAUUUAGGCUAAUAUUCUUAAAAAUCAGUUACUCUCUGACCCAAAUCUACAAACUUUCUUUCUACAUAUUGUUAUAUUCAAACACACACACACACACACACACACACACACACACAAACAUGCACACACAAACACAUGCAGACGUGUCUGCACUGUCCAUGCAUGUGCCAUUGUUUCCAAGGGCUAUGCAUUGCCUUAAGCUUGAGUCUGUCUCUCCACCUUGAGGAGGGAGGGGAUAAUGUCAAAUACUCUUCUCCAUCCACUGUCCUCAGUGUUAGCACAGCCUCCAUUUCUGUUCCUGCUUUUUUUCUCAUAGUUUUGGUUUCUCUCUCCUAUAUAUUAACAUAAUGUAUACUCUUUUAUAUCUGUGGAUAAUCUCCCCACCCAAGCACCUCAAGUCUUCACCAGUUUGCCAGUGCUUUGGUGAGCAUGCAGCACUGUCUGUCACUUUUUAUUGUGGACUAUACAAACUAAAGCCAACAGCAGCUAUUCUCUCCCUCUUAACUGAGAGCUUUUCUGUGUUGUUCUGUGAGCGCGCUCAUGUGUAAAAUCUUGCCUCCUGUCUUCCAUCACUAGAACCAUUUCAAACUCCCCGAGACGCUUUCUGCCGGUUGCUAUGGAUGAUCUCAAAACUGCAUGGCUUGAAAAAACUUUUCGCCUGUGCUGCACAUUUCUCCGGUCGUAGCUUAGCAGCCGGUGCUUUUGAUAGUGCUACCCUUCCUCUUUGAUCCCCCCUCAUGUGUACACCUUCCCAGUCCAGCGGAGUGCAAAGAUUCACCCUGACAUAAUCAAGUGCUUUAUGGGACCAAAGAUGAGCCUCCGCUCUCUAAGUCCCUUUCGGACUGCCCUGGCCCAGCCUGGCCUGGCCUGGCCUGGCCCAAGCCUAGCUACCACCACCCCCUGUGCCACAUCAUCUCUUAACGGCAACACCACUGCCUGACGCUUCCUCUGACUGGCCCAGGCCAAAGUCUCAUGCCGCGUGACCCUGAGAGAUAGCAGCUGUGAUUCUGCUGUUGGCACAGAACAGACGUGUGUGUGUGUGUGUGUGUGUGUGUGUGUGUGUGUGUGUG
Messenger RNA from Sander lucioperca (pikeperch), 3640 nucleotides. It is a transcript of the gene capn5b, whose product is annotated as calpain 5b. Bases 231 to 2159 code for a protein of 642 amino acids. The record is from RefSeq and is a predicted model, not a curated record. Gene Ontology annotation, molecular function: calcium-dependent cysteine-type endopeptidase activity. The transcript has 13 exons. Gene Ontology annotation, cellular component: cytoplasm. Gene Ontology annotation, biological process: proteolysis. Lineage: Eukaryota; Metazoa; Chordata; Actinopteri; Perciformes; Percidae.